AUGAGGAAGGAACAAACUGCUGAUAAAAAGGCACCGUAUUUGUUCUCUCAAUGCCAAGCUAUCCAUGCACGAUCAAUUGUUCCCUGUAUGGACACGCCUUCCGUGAAAUCGACCUACGAAGCUCAGGUGACAGUACCAGCUGGGCUCACUUGCCUGAUGAGCGCGAUUGGCGAAGGAUCUAAGGGUGACGACGAGCACACCACAUUCUUCUUCAAACAACCCGUCGCCAUUCCCUCUUACUUGAUUGCCAUCGUUGUUGGGGUGCUGGAAAAACGUGACAUCAGUGAAAGGGUCGCCGUGUGGGCUGAGCCAUCCGUCGUGGACAAAGCACACUGGGAAUUUGCGGAAACUGAGGAUAUACUCGCUUGUGCUGAGGAUAUCUGCGGCAAGUACAUCUGGGGAAGGUAUGAUAUGGUUUGUCUACCACCAUCGUUUCCUUUUGGUGGAAUGGAGAACCCGUGUCUCACUUUUCUCACACCAACUCUUAUCGUGAGUGGUUUCAGUAGU
Molecule: messenger RNA, 507 nt
Organism: Cooperia oncophora
Lineage: Eukaryota; Metazoa; Nematoda; Chromadorea; Rhabditida; Trichostrongylidae
Source: the annotation of a GenBank genome assembly